CGAAAAAAAUUGAUUGUCGUGUCAUUGUUAAGCUUGCAUCAAAGUGUAAAGUCGCAAAGAAUUUUUUCUUCAGUAUUGUUUUUUUUAUAUCCAUCCUGAAAAGAAAAUCCGAUAAAAAGCGGCUAACAUGAUGUUGUUUAUGCUGUUGUUCAGCCGACAAGGCAAGCUCCGGUUACAAAAAUGGUAUGUUGCCUAUCCGGACAAAGUGAAGAAGAAAAUUACACGGGAAUUGAUCACAACAAUUUUGGCAAGAAAGCCGAAAAUGUGCUCGUUCUUGGAAUGGAAAGAUAGUAAAAUCGUUUAUAAAAGAUACGCUAGUUUGUAUUUCUGCUGUGCAAUCGAACAAAAUGAUAAUGAAUUGCUAACACUGGAAAUAAUCCAUCGUUACGUGGAACUAUUGGAUAAAUACUUUGGCAGUGUAUGUGAGCUCGACAUCAUUUUCAACUUUGAAAAGGCGUAUUUCAUAUUGGAUGAAUUGCUGAUUGGCGGCGAAAUGCAAGAGACAUCGAAAAAGAAUGUGCUGAAAGCGAUUGCAGCUCAAGAUGUGCUUCAAGAGGAUGAAACACCACAGGGUUUCUUCGACGAUCAUGGGCUUGGAUAACUUAAGUAGAACAAAAAAAAGCAAACAAUUUCGGCUCAAUCACUCAAAAUAGGUUGUACUGAAUGAAAUAUGCUCACUCAUUGAUAUUGAUUGCUCAACUCUGAAUCCUGAAUAAACGGCAUGCAUCACAAACAUUAAAUCAAAACAAAAAAAAAGCAAAAUAAACAAAUGUAUUAAUUUUUUCGAAUUUCGAUAUCAGUAUUAAUAUUGUUCGUUUCAAUCUCUCGUUUCGGCUGAAUCACAAACCUAAAACUCAUACACAAUUUGGAUGCGAUAUUAACUAAAUUUUUUAUUUUUCGUUCAGAUUUUAAAUUUGAUUAAGUUAAAAGACUCAUUGAAGAUAUCGAUUGUUGUUCGCACUUUGUCUUCAAUUGUUUUAAUAGGAAAAUCAAAAUACAUUUUAAUGACAUGUUAAAUUCCCACAAGUCACAAUUAAUAAAUACUUAAUUACUUUAGAUUACAAUUAUAAUGCGAGCACGUGUGAAUGUGAUAUUGAGAAAUUUAUUUGCACAGUGUUGAUUACCACUUGGAAUUCAUUCCCUUUUUUUUCUCGUGUGUGUAAAAAAAAACGUUAUUGCUUUUUAGCUAAAAAAAAAAAACAGAAUCAAAAUAAACCACAUUUCAAUUAGCAA
This is a messenger RNA of Sitodiplosis mosellana (orange wheat blossom midge), 1233 nucleotides long. RefSeq names its product AP-1 complex subunit sigma-2 (gene AP-1sigma). Gene Ontology annotation, biological process: intracellular protein transport; vesicle-mediated transport. Bases 128 to 601 code for a protein of 157 amino acids. The transcript has 5 exons. Gene Ontology annotation, molecular function: clathrin-cargo adaptor activity. NCBI's taxonomy places the organism in Eukaryota, Metazoa, Arthropoda, Insecta, Diptera, Cecidomyiidae. The record is from RefSeq and is a predicted model, not a curated record. Gene Ontology annotation, cellular component: membrane coat; intracellular membrane-bounded organelle; AP-1 adaptor complex.